This is a messenger RNA of Euleptes europaea (tarantolino), 1273 nucleotides long. RefSeq names its product tripartite motif containing 59 (gene TRIM59). The record is from RefSeq and is a predicted model, not a curated record. Gene Ontology annotation, cellular component: cilium; intraciliary transport particle B; centrosome. Gene Ontology annotation, molecular function: zinc ion binding. NCBI's taxonomy places the organism in Eukaryota, Metazoa, Chordata, Lepidosauria, Squamata, Sphaerodactylidae. Bases 1 to 1212 code for a protein of 403 amino acids. The transcript has a single exon. Gene Ontology annotation, biological process: cilium assembly.
AUGUAUCAUUUUGAAGAGGAACUCACUUGUUCCAUUUGUUAUAGUAUAUAUGAAGAUCCCCGUGUAUUACCCUGUUCACAUACAUUUUGUAGAAGCUGUUUGGAAAGUGUUCUUCAGUUAUCAAGCAAUUUUUCUAUAUGGAGACCUUUAAGAGUUCCCCUGAAGUGUCCCAACUGUAGAAGAAUUGUUGAAAUCCCUCCGUCUGGUACAGACUCCUUGCCUAUAAACUUUGCACUAAAAGCUAUCAUUGAAAAAUACCAGCAAGAGGACCAUCCCGAUGUGGCUACAUGUAGUGAACAUUAUAGGCAGCCUCUAAAUGUUUAUUGCCUUCUAGAUAAAAAAUUGGUAUGUGGCCAUUGCCUUACAAUAGGAAAACAUCAUGGCCAUCCUAUAGACGACCUUCAAAGUGCCUACAUGAAAGAAAAGGAGACUCCUAGCAAACUCCUUGAGCAGUUGACUGAUAAACACUGGAGUGAAGUAUGUUUGCUUAUUGAGAACUUGGAGGAGCAGAAAGCCCAAUGUGAAAUCAUUGUUCAGGAGGAUAAGAAAACUGUGCUGCAGUAUUUUAAGAGACUGAAUGAUGUACUAGAUCAUAAAAAACAAGGUUUGCUUGCAUCACUGGAUGAAGUGAAUACACAGAUUGCUGCCAAAUAUGAGCCGCUCAUUGAAAAGAUGAAGGGAAUACGAGAAGAGCAACUUGAAUUAAUGUCUCUGAAUACAUCCAUUCAGGAGGAAGAGUCUCCCCUUCUUUUUCUAGAAAAAGUUGAGGGUGUUCGUCAGCGUGUCAAAGCUUUGAAGGAAAAGCCAUUACCAAGUAUUAUGCCUGUUGAAAUCUACCCUCGAAUAGGGCAGGUGUUAAAAGAUGUGUGGACCAAAACUGAAAUUAGUCAAAUUAAUAAGAUUCUCACUCCUCAGAUAAAGCUAAUUUCCAAAGGAAAAGUGUGUCAUGGCUGUGAAAAGGAAAGCAGUAAGCAUAAAGGAUGCUGGCCCUUAAACCUAGUAGUUACAAUAAUAUCAUUGGUUGUGGCAUUUUUUUUCUUUUUUAACACACACUUUUCAGUUGUACAUGAAGUUGCCUUCCCUUAUGUUCUGAAUGUCUUACAAAAUGUUUAUUGUGUCUCAAAUGAUAGAUUGCAGAUUGCAGUGGAAGUUGUGUGCCACAGCUGUAAUCUGUUUGAAUACCUGUGUAAAGUAGUUUCUUCUUCCCUAUGAAUAUUUCUCGUAAUGAGAGCAGCUACAUGAAAAUCAGGACAAGAAACAGCAUGGAUUGGGU